Molecule: messenger RNA, 1468 nt
Organism: Alosa sapidissima (American shad)
Lineage: Eukaryota; Metazoa; Chordata; Actinopteri; Clupeiformes; Clupeidae
Exons: 8
Coding region: 368-1312 (314 amino acids)
Biological process (GO): S-methylmethionine cycle
Molecular function (GO): zinc ion binding; S-adenosylmethionine-homocysteine S-methyltransferase activity
Source: RefSeq, a predicted model, not a curated record
UGACCUCUUGCAAUUUGCAACUAGAAAUCUGCACAAGACAGACCAGUCACCAGACAUUCUCUGGACAGACACAAGACAUAUCCAACAAAUGUUUUGUUUGGGUUUUAGUAUCUGUUUAUUCUCAAAUUCACUGUCCCAGAUAAGUUUUAGUUCAUUUAAACGAAAAGCCAUGUCAACUGUGAUUUUGAGAACGGAUCCUUGAUCAGCAAGUGAACAAGGAGGCUACAUAAGAGCAAAGUACAGCUGCGUAGACACAUUAGUUAACUUGUAACAGUUACUUAUUAGCAGAGACAUUAUACUUUUGCCAGUUGCCAUUCGACAAUAAGUGGCCCCAGAUGUCAACUCUGUAAUAUCGAGGCAAGAAGAAAUGACUGAAAAAGCUGCAGCAAAGUUCUUCAUUUUGGACGGAGGUCUAUCGACAGAAUUGGAGGCAGCUGGGUUUAAAAUACAGGGCGAUCCGCUGUGGAGUGCUAGACUCUUGCACACAAACCCCAAGGCUGUCAAGGAUGCACAUCACAGAUUUCUCAGCAGUGGCUCCGAUGUCAUCACAACAGUUACAUACCAAGCCAGUAUAGAGGGAUUUGUGCAACAUCUGCACCAGACACCUGACCAGGCUGAAAUACUGCUGAGAUCAGGGGUUCAGCUGGCCAAAGAAGCAGUCAAUAACUUCAUAUCUGAUAACUUUCCAUCAGACCGUAAGCAGCCUUUAGUGGCAGGCUCUGUGGGUCCCUAUGGAGCAUUUCUUCAUGAUGGGUCUGAGUACAGUGGAUCAUAUGAAGCUGGAAUGAGUGUUGAGGAGCUAAAAGCCUGGCAUCGACCUCAAGUCCGUGCCUUGGUUGCUGCUGGUGCUGAUCUUAUUGCCAUGGAAACUAUACCAAGUUUUAAAGAGGCAGAGGCUUUGGUGGAAUUGCUGAGAGAGUUUCCAGAUACAAAAGCCUGGCUGUCCUUCUCUUGUAAGGAUACGCAAACUAUUUCAAAUGGGAAGAAAUUCAGUGAAGCUGUGGAAAUGGCCUGUCGAUCAAAGCAGCUGGUUGCUGUCGGACUGAACUGCUGUCCUCCUGCACUGGUCAAACCUCUUCUAGAGUCCAUCAGGUUGCCCAAGAGUCCUGACGUGAGCUGGAUUGUGUAUCCCAACAGUGGAGACGGCUGGGAUCUUGAUACGGGGUGGAUAAGAUCAGAGGAGACACAACCCUUCGUUUGGCAGGCACAGGAGUGGGCAGCCCUGGGUGCUUAUUGGAUAGGAGGAUGCUGUGGUGUUCGCCCUGCUGAUAUUACAAAGCUGAGAGGACAACUCCUCGGUACACUGCAAUAACAAGCUGAGAGGACAACUCCUCGGCACACUGCAUCGCUUGGCGAUACAAUAGCAUGGCUGCUGCCAGAUUUAAAAAAAAUAAAUAAGAAAAUAGAAUUGUGUGUGCCCAAUCAGGGAAUCUUUGCCAUUUGUAAUAAAACUCACCACUGAUGUAUA